ACGUCGAAUCGGGGUUUUGUUAUAUACCACAAAAUUAAAUCGGCGCAUUUCACUUUCGAAAAGUACGUCGGCGCACGUUUCUCGAAUCCGUCCAUCUACACAAAGUUUAUUAUACGUUCACCAUCGACGAUCGACUCUCAGUUUACUCAGUAUACUAAAAGUAAACUUGGGCAAGCGCACGUCCGUGUGGUACCCAAGUGAGCUGCGAUACGGUGACAGUUCUUCCCGGGUAAUUGUUCGAAACAGUCGCGCGUUAACCCAAUUUCAAACAAAUAAAAUUGAAGAUUAUGUUGAAGAAAAAGUGAAAAUAAACAACAAAAGUUUCGGUGAAAGUGGAUUUGAGUGAAAGUUACAUACCAUGGAUUCACCUCAAAUGUACGACAAUCAACAAAACAACCCCAUAAAUCAAGAUGCAAAAAAAACAGUCAUAAUGAACAAUAAUAAUAAUAAUUUAACUACCCUUAAUAAUAAUAACGGUAGUUCGAAACAAACUCAAGCUAUUUUAAAACAACAUCAAUUACAACAAUACCAACAACAUAACGAAUUAAGUGAUUUAAACACCCCCGAAAUAUCGUUAGAUUUACAAAAUUUAAUAGACGAUUCCCAAUUUAGUGAUGGUUUAUUCACCGAAAUACUUUCCAAUCAAGGAAAACACAUCCAAAAUUUACAAACUAGACAAGUUAUGGGGGUACAUAAUACGAACUAUCCCCGUACGACUUUAGCUUACAUGCCCCAACCGGUCCAUAGUGGCGCGACUUAUUCGGCAAAUCAAAACUCUAACAGUGAUUCGAAUAGUUCCGCCGGAAGUGACGUGCCUAGUAUCAAAGAAGAACCGAUUGAUCCGCAGGAAUAUAGAAGACAACCGGGCUGUAAUAUAAUAUCGAAUAAUUACAUCCCCGGAACGUACCCCCAAAAUCCCGGUGCUAAUUUUACGACGUUAACACCCAGUCCUGUCAUCCACCAUCAAUUAAACAUAAAUAUGAAGAAUAAAAACGCCUUGAUGAAUCAACAUAACAUAGCAAGAAAAAAUAUGAAACCGUGUGAUAAAAACAGCGACGAAUAUAGACGAAGAAGAGAAAGGAAUAAUAUAGCGGUGAGGAAGAGUAGGGAAAAAGCGAAAGUGCGGACGAGGGAAACGGAAGAAAAAGUCAAAAUUUUAAUUAAAGAAAACGAGAGGCUACAAAAAAGGAUUGAAUUGUUAACGGAAGAGUUGAACGUGCUUAGAAGUUUGUUUUCUAGCGUUGGGGUUCUACCAGAACACGUCCAUAGAGAAAUCAAUAAACAUUUGGAUUCGUUUCAACUCCAACAUCAACAACAACAUAUGUCGGAAGAUAAUAGACAGAGGAUGAUGGAUAUGGUACACGAUUACGGACCAUAGUCUUAGAUUUUGUCCAAUGUGUCCAAAUUUAAUAAAUCGCAGCUGGUGUUUGAUGAUAUUUGUUGUUGUUGGAUAUUUAUGUAGGUAAUUUGAAAAGCUUUAAAUUAUUUGACGAUUUGGCCGUUUUCUGGAUAAUUUUUUUAUUUGGAAUGUGGGGUAAUAUACGGAAGGAAUCGUUUGUAAUGGAGUAAUUUUAUCUAGGAAUUGGCCUAGGCGUGAAAUCGGUGAAAAUUCGAAUUUUCACUAAAAUUUUUUUUAUGAAUCUUAAAGAUUCUUUAGUUAGAUCUCUUUCAUACUGAGUGUUAUACAAAUUGGCGACUAGUGAACGAAGUUUUAUGUAAAUAUAAGAUUUAUAUAAGUUUUUGAUUAUUAUAGAAAAUGGUGCAACUUUUUUGAAUUGUAAUUUGAAAUGUUGUAAAUAAAUAUUUUUUAAAUUAAAACAAAAACGAAAUUUACAGGAAUUUAUAGAAACACAAAAAAGAAAAAGUAAAUGAAAUCGAUAUAUAAUAUACAUAAAGUAUACAUUUUUUUGAAAAAUUUUUUAAUUUCGUUUUUUAUAUAAAUAAUAAUUUCUUUUUUUGGAAAAUGAUUUUUUACACGUGAUGCCCUUUUAAUAGAGAUUAAAUAUUUAUAGGGCGAUUCUAAAUAAAUAAGACAAAAUUUUCGAAAAGUAAUUUUAAAAAUAAUAAAUUUUUUGUAACGAAAAUUUGUUUGAAAAAAAAACAUGAAAACAAAAAUGAAAUUUGCAGGAAAUUAUAGAAAAACGAAAGAAAUAAAUCAAAUGAUAUCAAUAUAUAAAAAUUUCGCGGUAUACAGGGGGAUUCAAAAAGUUAUAAAACAUUUUUUGAGGUUUUUUUUUUAAUUUCAUAUUUUAUACAAAUAAUUUCUUUUUUUAAAAUGGUUUUUCACAGGUAAUGUCCUUUUGAUAAAGAUUGGAUAUAUAUAGGAAGAUUUUAAAUACAUACGACAAAAUUUUGGAAAACAAUUUUGAAACUAAAUUUUUUGUUUUGUAUCGAAAAUUUGAUUCUAAAAAGUUUUUUGAUUAAAACAAAAACGAAAUUUGCAGAAAGUUAUAGAAAAAUUAAAGAGAUAAAUCAAAUGAAAGCAAUCAAAAUUUCGCGAUAUACAGGGGGAUUCAUAAAUUUAUAAUACUUUUUUUUAGUUUUUUUAUUAAUUUCGUAUUUUAUAUAAAAAGUUUCUUUUUUUAAAAUGGUUUUUUACACGGUAUGUCCUUUUGAUAAAGAUUGAAUAUAUAUAGGGUGAUUUUAAAUAUAUACGACAAAAUUUUGGAAAAGUAAUUUUGAAAAUAAUAGAUAAUAAUUUAUUUUUUUGAAAAAGGGUUUUUUAGACGUAAUGUUUAAGAGAAAUUAAAGAUAUAUAGGGCGACACACAACAAAUAAUUUUGAAAAUAAUAAAUUUUUAUUAUCAAAAAUUCGAUUAUUUUUUAAAAUUCAAUAACAAAACUGAAAA
Messenger RNA from Diorhabda sublineata, 2848 nucleotides. It is a transcript of the gene slbo, whose product is annotated as CCAAT/enhancer-binding protein. Gene Ontology annotation, molecular function: RNA polymerase II cis-regulatory region sequence-specific DNA binding; DNA-binding transcription factor activity, RNA polymerase II-specific. NCBI's taxonomy places the organism in Eukaryota, Metazoa, Arthropoda, Insecta, Coleoptera, Chrysomelidae. The record is from RefSeq and is a predicted model, not a curated record. Gene Ontology annotation, biological process: regulation of transcription by RNA polymerase II; DNA-templated transcription. The transcript is spliced from 2 exons. Bases 359 to 1378 code for a protein of 339 amino acids.